This is a messenger RNA of Cavia porcellus (domestic guinea pig), 990 nucleotides long. RefSeq names its product olfactory receptor 4F17-like. The transcript is spliced from 2 exons. NCBI's taxonomy places the organism in Eukaryota, Metazoa, Chordata, Mammalia, Rodentia, Caviidae. Gene Ontology annotation, biological process: G protein-coupled receptor signaling pathway. Gene Ontology annotation, molecular function: G protein-coupled receptor activity; olfactory receptor activity. Gene Ontology annotation, cellular component: plasma membrane. The record is from RefSeq and is a predicted model, not a curated record.
AUGGGAAAUUAUAAUCAAGGCACCACAGAGGUUAUCUUCUGGAAUGAAACAAUAAGUAAAGGAAAUUACUCAGUGAUCACUGAGUUCAUUUUUCUUGGACUGUCCAAUUCUCAAUAACUCCAGAUUUUCCUAUUUAUGUUCUUUUUUGUUUUCUAUGUAGGAAUUGUGUUUGGAAACCUUCUGAUUGUGGUAACUGUGGCUUCUAACUCCCACCUUCAUUCUCCUAUGUAUUUUUUCUUGGCCAACCUCUCAGUCACUGAUUUGUCUCUAUCUUCAGUCACAGCCCCCAAGAUGCUUAUUGACUUUUUCAGUAAACACAAAGUCAUCUCUUUCAGGGGGUGUUUUACGCAAAUAUUCCUACUUCACUUCUUCGGUGGGAGUGAGUUGGUGAUCCUCCUAGCCAUGGCCUUUGACAGAUGCGUAGCAAUUUGUAAACCUCUGCACUAUAGGACAAUUAUGUGCAACAGUAUAUGCGUUGGAAUUAUGGCUGCUGCAUGGGGAACUGGCCUCCUCCACUCAGUGAGCCAGUUGGCCUUUGCAGUGAACCUGCCAUUCUGUGGUCCCAACAAGGUUGAUAGUUUUUACUGUGACCUUCCUAGGGUAAUUCAACUCGCCUGUAAAGACACCUACAAACUAGACAUCAUGAUCAUUGCUAACAGUGGUGUGCUCACAGUGUGCUCUUUUGUCCUCCUACUCGUCUCUUACACUAUCAUUCUAAUGACCAUCCAACGCCGCCCGACAGACCAGUCAUCCAAGGCUCUGUCCACUUUGACUGCUCACAUCACGGUUGUUCUUCUGUUUUUUGGACCAGGUAUCUUCAUUUAUGCCUGUCCAUUCCCUAUCAGAUCAUUAGAUAAAUUCUUCGCUGUGUUUUGCUCUGUGGUUACUCCUCUCUUGAACCCAGUGAUAUACACACUGAGAAACAAAGACAUGAAGACCGCAAUGAGACAGCUGAGAAAAGUGAACGUGAAUUUUAGGGUAAAGGCUUAG